Auxenochlorella protothecoides is the source of this 1413-nucleotide messenger RNA. RefSeq names its product Purple acid phosphatase 15. The transcript has 10 exons. The coding region runs from base 1 to 1413 and encodes 470 amino acids. The record is from RefSeq and is a predicted model, not a curated record. Gene Ontology annotation, molecular function: acid phosphatase activity. NCBI's taxonomy places the organism in Eukaryota, Viridiplantae, Chlorophyta, Trebouxiophyceae, Chlorellales, Chlorellaceae.
AUGCUGAGGUGCCUCGCGUUCGCGUGGAUUCUCCUCGGCACCCUCACCGAUGCCAGGACGCUGAUCGAGACCCUGCGGCCCGAUGGAGGCCCUGUUGACCCCCAGCCCCACACCGUGCCCUACGACUGGUCCGACACCAGUAAGAGCGGCGUCAUGCGAGGCACCAUGGACAUCGACGCCUCUGAUCCCCGGCUCCAGCCUGCAGAGGAGGGAUUCCCAGAGCAGAUCAGCCUCAUGUACUAUGGAUCCACAUCCGAGUACUCAUUUGAGACGCUGCCGGCAGGCAAAAGCUACCCACUCCGGCUUGGCCUCAUUGCUGAUACUGGGCAGACCUACAACUCUUCCACCACGUAUGAGCGGCUGAAGGAGGAUCGUCCCCAGGUAAUCUUCCAUAUGGGUGACCUCUCCUACUCUGAUGACUACCUCACCACUGGAACCCUGUUCCCCUGGGUCCUCAACGUCACGCCCCCUACGCGCUUUCCAGCCAACAGCGAGGCAAGCGGCAGUGCGAGCCCCCUCUGGCACUCCCACGAUGUCGGCCCGGUGCACGUGGUUUUCCUGACAUCCUAUGCGCCCUAUGACGAGGGCACAGAGCAGCAUGACUGGCUGAAGAGGGACCUGGCGUCGGUCGACAGGCAGAGGACACCGUACACGUCAUACGCCGCUCAUUACUACGAGGCCAACUGCCACCGGCUCGCAACCGAGGUGUUGCUGUACUCGUAUGGCGUCGACCUUGUGCUGAAUGGUCAUGUGCAUGCCUAUGAGCGAUCCUUCCCGGUCUUUGACUUCAAGCCCCACCCAUCCUCCCACACCGCCUCCCUGGCAAUGCAGAGGGACGACUGCGGCCCUGUCCAUCUGUCCCUGGGGGACGGCGGCAACAUCGAAAAGUAUGUGGCAGGGCUGGGGAGUGAGGAGGAAGGUGCUGACUCGACAUGCCGCCGUUCAUGCAGACGCAUGCCGCUUGUUGCGAUCAUUCACACUUUCCUUGUUGGUCUGCUCAAACAACCCCCACUGCUCCGCCGUCAGCUCUUUCCCGCCCCACCCUCCAGGCUGAAUGCUGUCUUUGCUGACACACCAGGUCAUUGCCCCCCCAUCUUCGAUCAUGGCCCCAGCUACCAGCCGGAAUUUUGCCCCCAGAAUGUCUACAAUGGCAGCUACUGCUCCCUCAUGCAGCCAGCCUGGUCGGCCUUCCGAGAGCCCUCGUUUGGGCAUGCAACCCUGGACAUCCUGAACGACACGCACGCCCUGUUUCAAUGGAAGCGCAAUGCCGACCCCCUGUCGGUGGUGGCAGACGAGGUCGUCUUCAGGAGGCGUCCUGACAAGUGCGGCAUGAGGCCGCGUGCUGGGUCGUCGGCGGACAUCGGGUUGUCCCAGGCAUUACCAGUCGGAGGAGGCGCCAUUGCCCAGGCCUGA